Juglans regia (Persian walnut) is the source of this 399-nucleotide messenger RNA. RefSeq lists its product as uncharacterized. The transcript has a single exon. NCBI's taxonomy places the organism in Eukaryota, Viridiplantae, Streptophyta, Magnoliopsida, Fagales, Juglandaceae. The record is from RefSeq and is a predicted model, not a curated record. Bases 1 to 399 code for a protein of 132 amino acids.
AUGAGUUCUUAUGUGUCCAACCAUCGAUUGUCGGAAUCAAAUCAGCCAUUUGUCAAUCAAUUAUCUACUGUAUCUAUUCCUAAUAGUGUGCAGGAAGCCUUAACUGAUCCAAGGUGGAAAGCAGUUAUGAAUGAAGAGGUAGAAUCAUUGCUGAAAAAUGAAACUUGGGAGCUUGUUGAUUGCCCACCAGGGAAGAAAAUUGUUGGGUGUCGGUGGAUUUUUAAUGUGAAAUACAAAGCAGAUGGCACAAUUGAACGUUUUAAGGCAAGACUCGGGGCAAAGGGAUACACCCAGACAUAUGGAAUUGAUUAUACGGAAACCUUUGCACCUGUAGCUAAGAUCAACACAGUUCGUGUCUUAUUGUCUCUAGCUGCGAACCUGGAUUGGCCACUACAAUAA